UUUCUAAAAUUGGAUUUAUAUUAUUUAACUCCGAUUGAAAGUGCAAUACAAUGUAAAAGUACAGAAUUGAUUACCAAUAUGGUAUAUUGAUUUCUACUUUUCUGUUGCUCUAUUGCCAUUAUUGUUGCAUUUCAGAUGUUUUGAGCUACAAAUAUAUAAUGCUACAAAUUGAUGUUAUGAGCUAAUAAACAAAUUAUAAUGUAUAUUGUGAUAUAAAUAAAUAAUCAAAAAAUCUAAAACAUAUUUGAGACAAUAACUACUUAAUCUCUGUAUAUUGAGAAGAAGCAUCAAUGUUUAAUACAUUGUAAUUAUUGAAAGUAAAACAAAGCAUCUCCAUAUAUCUACUUUGAUAAUAUGAAUAAAACACCUGUUUCCAUUCUCCAAGAAAUGAUGGUGAAGCAGGGUAUGACACCUGAUUAUGAAUUGAUAUAUGAUGGAGGAGGGAGUCAUGUAAAUACCUUUACAUAUCAAGUUACAUGUGAUGGUCUCAAAGCUACUGGCACAGGUCGUUGUAAAAAAGAUGCUAAACACGAGGCUGCUAAAGCUAUGUUAACAGAAAUUGCUGCACAUAGGAACUAUCCACAAUUGCCACCUGCCAGUAACCCAAUAGAUUCUCCUUCCAGAUCACCUUUUCGCUCAAUACCAGUAGCUCCAAAACAAUCCAAUGCUCCAUUUGUUAAUGCCAUAGGUGAAUUACAGGAUCUAUGUGCAGAAAAUAACCUACAGGAGCCACAAUAUCUUCUUAUUCGAGAUCUUGGCCCACCACAUGCCAGAAUUUUCACCAUUCGAUGUAUAGUAUCUAAUUUUACAGAAGAUGGAACUUCGACUACCAAAAAAUUAGCAAAACACGAUGCUGCCAAAAAAAUGGUUGAAAGAAUAAAAGGACUUAUAAUACAAAAUGGCUUAAAUGAAGAUGAAGAUGAAACAUGUACAGUCUCAUCUACAGAAACAGACUCAGUUAAUAAUGCAAAAGAGUAUUAUCGUGCCUUAACCAAAACAACAAGAAAGAUUAAUCUUGGCAUUAGAUUAUCAGAAUAUCAUGUAAAAUGGGGAGAUUCUUUAGAAUCUGCUCAGCGCAAUAAAAUAUUAGAACAAUUAAGUAAUAUUAUUGUUGAGGAGGAUUUCUCAGAUGAUAUUACUAUAGAAGUAAUAAAAGAAACACUAUCAAAAUUAGAAACAAUACUUUCCGAAGUCAAUGUAAUAAUUAAUAUGAAAGAUCUCGCGGCGGAUAAUAAUUAUUUUAUGAAAACAAUAGAACUCAACACUUGUCCUAUUCUUACUCAAAUUGGUAUCGGAAAAAGUAGUACAGAAGCUACUUGGAAAGCAUUAUGUCUAAUGAUAAAUUCUGUCAAGUUGAUCUUGUCUCAAUAGAGAACAAGUGUUUUAGAGAUUUAUUCAAUAAAGAGAAUAAAUCUCUUUAAAAACAAUACGGGAAUAUAAACUACUAUAAAUGAACAAACUAAUAGAAAUAUUUCUGACGUUUAUGUUAUUAUUAACAAUUAGUGGUUGAAUAAAAACCAAACGGUUUAAAGAAUCGGUUUAAUUUCACAUUAGAUACUUAUGGUUUUAUAGUUUUACGUAAGAUAUUUUAUACGGACAAAAAAGAUGUUUAAGUUGAGUCUUAAGUUUUUGAAUAUUUUCAGUCUGGUCAAUUUUUAGUUCGUACUUCUGAGUAUACAUUUGUACAAAAACUUUUCAAGGAUUUUUUUGUGAUUUAUAUUUUCAAGUUUAUUUUUAUAAAAUUCGAUAUUUUUCUACUAUUCUAUUAGAAUAUAUCUAGAAAAUUUACAAUUUAGUUGAUUUUUCUUAAUAUAUAAUUUUAAUAUAUAUUUUAUAUAAGUUGAUGUUUAUUUUGAAAGACUGUUAAUUCGUGAUGUGUAAAAUAAUAUGAAUUGAUUUUACACUUACAACGUCUAGUAUACAUAGAUAAUAAACAAAUGAUAUAAGAUUGAUGAUAUGUAAGUCGAUAAAUUUGAAAAAACGUAUAGCAAAUAGACAAAUUUCUUGAACAUAUUUCUAUAUGUUAUUUCUAUUUUGUUUAUAAGUCAAGUUAUGGCACGUCACGUUUUCUUGUAUUGAUGCGUAAUGAGAUUUUGGGACGAGAUGUCUGAUGCAUUCUAAUGUAAGUAUUUAUGAUAUUAUAUUUAUAACAUAAUAUGUACAAGCAAUGCUUUUGUACAUAAAAAACUUACAUCAAUAAUUGCUACUGUCUGUAUGCAUAUUCAAUAAAAUGUUUGUACAUUUUA
Molecule: messenger RNA, 2246 nt
Organism: Pseudomyrmex gracilis
Lineage: Eukaryota; Metazoa; Arthropoda; Insecta; Hymenoptera; Formicidae
Product: RISC-loading complex subunit TARBP2-like
Exons: 3
Coding region: 355-1371 (338 amino acids)
Source: RefSeq, a predicted model, not a curated record